Molecule: messenger RNA, 414 nt
Organism: Monoraphidium neglectum
Lineage: Eukaryota; Viridiplantae; Chlorophyta; Chlorophyceae; Sphaeropleales; Selenastraceae
Product: putative Protein RRP5
Exons: 2
Coding region: 1-414 (137 amino acids)
Biological process (GO): rRNA processing
Cellular component (GO): small-subunit processome; nucleus; nucleolus
Molecular function (GO): RNA binding; protein binding
Source: RefSeq, a predicted model, not a curated record
AUGGAGCAUUCGCUCACCACCGGCGGCCCCGCCGCCGGCGACGCCGCGCGCCGCCUGCUGGAGCGCGCGCUGGCCACGCUGCCGCGCCGCAAGCACGUCAAGGCGAUCAGCCACGCGGCGCUGCUCGAGUUCCGGCUGGGCAGCGCGGAGCGUGGGCGCAGCGUGAUGGAGGGCGUGCUGCGCAACUACCCCAAGCGGCUGGACCUGUGGAGCAUGUACAUCGACCAGGAGGUCAAGCAGGGGGACGACGGCCGCGUGCGCACGCUGCUGGAGCGCGCCACCAGCCUGGCGCUGCCCCCCAAGAAGAUGAAGUUCCUGUUCCGCCGGUGGCUGGAGUUCGAGAAGGCGCACGGCACCGAGGCGCAGGUCGCGCACGUCAAGCAGCGGGCGCUCGAGUUUGUGCAGCAGCAGUAG